AUCAUGGAGAAAUUCAGCAUGCAGCAUCAACUAAAAACCCCACUUUGCUCAAAGAUUUUUAGCCUUGUUAGUCAACAAUAGUUUUCAUCACCUAACAAACGGUUGUACUGUAAGUUUGUAACAGAGAUCACACCGAAUGGAUGGGCAGCAAAAAUGCAGGGUAAAACCAAAGAAGGGUGGAAGGAAUGAACCUUCUGCUCCCCCCAACAGAAAAAAUGACAGCAGAAAACAAACCAGUCUGCAACCUACUAAGCUUUGUAGUCUUCCCUCAUGCCGUCGUCCCCUGCAAUCCUGAAUCCAAACAACCUCCAGGAGUUGCAAAAUCUUCCCCUAUUAAAGCACACCACAAAGCAUGCUGCGAUUGCACUGUCACACAGCGAAAUCACAGGACUAGAAUACUUGCUGACUACUGAGGCGAAAGGAUACCGGGUGGCGAAGAUGGCUGACCUUGGAUUCGGCGAUGCCAGGAGUGGCAAUGGCAGCAGGAGCCAAUGCUCCAGGGGGAAGGCGAUGCUGCUCGCCCUCGGCAAGGGCCUCCCUGAGCAAGUUCUUCCCCAGGAGAAGGUCGUCGAGACCUACCUCCAGGACACCAUCUGCGACGAUCCUGCAACAAGGGCAAAGCUGGAAAGACUUUGCAAGACCACCACAGUGAGGACAAGGUACACUGUCAUGUCAAAGGAGCUCCUAGACGAGCACCCAGAGCUCAGGACUGAGGGAACUCCAACACUGACGCCACGGCUUGACAUCUGCAAUGCUGCAGUGCUUGAGCUUGGUGCUACUGCAGCCCGUGCCGCCCUUGGUGAAUGGGGGCGUCCAGCAGCUGACAUCACCCACCUUGUCUACAUCUCGUCCAGUGAGCUUCGCCUCCCAGGGGGUGACCUUUUCCUGGCAACUCGCCUUGGCCUCCAUCCAAACACCGUCCGCACUUCCCUUCUCUUCCUUGGCUGCUCCGGUGGCGCUGCCGCGCUCCGCACCGCCAAGGACAUUGCUGAGAACAACCCAGGGAGCCGCGUCCUUGUAGUAGCCGCGGAGACGACGGUGCUGGGAUUCCGGCCACCAAGUCCUGACCGUCCUUACGAUCUUGUUGGUGCUGCCCUGUUUGGUGACGGCGCAUCAGCUGCGAUCAUUGGAGCAGGCCCCAUUGCUGCUGAGGAGAGUCCCUUCCUAGAGCUUCAGUUCUCAACACAGGAGUUCCUACCAGGGACGGACAAGGUAAUUGAUGGCAAGAUCACUGAGGAAGGGAUUAAUUUCAAACUGGGGCGUGAUUUGCCCGAAAAGAUUGAAAACCGUAUAGAAGGGUUCUGCAGGACACUCAUGGAUCGGGUUGGGAUAAAGGAGUUCAAUGAUGUAUUCUGGGCUGUGCAUCCUGGUGGUCCAGCAAUACUGAACAGGCUAGAGGUUUGCCUUGAACUCCAGCCAGAGAAGCUCAAGAUCAGUAGAAAGGCCCUGAUGAACUAUGGUAAUGUGAGCAGCAACACCGUCUUCUAUGUGUUGGAGUAUUUGAGGGAUGAGUUGAAGAAAGGGAUGAUAAGGGAAGAAUGGGGACUGAUCUUGGCUUUUGGCCCAGGCAUCACAUUUGAAGGAAUGCUAGUUCGAGGCAUUAACUGAGACUGAAAGGGGUCCAAGAAGACUUUCAGCUAGAUGGAAGAAUCACAAACAUACCAUUUCCAGGUUAAGUAUAUAGUAUGAACUUGAAACAUCUCAUAAGGAGCAUAGAUGUCUUGACAGCAUCUGUGCACUACAUAGUUAUUGUUUUACUGUAAUCUAUGUUUUAUGUAUCAAACAAUGUGAGGUACUCUAGUUUGAAUGCAAGAUACUUGAAAAAAUAUCAGGCAAUACAUUGCAUCCUGUUACAUUGUCAUGUAUAGUAAUUUGCAAGAGUAUUUAUAUGAAUUUCUAGUGGCUACACAAAUGGCAUAACGUGAGAAAAGUAAUGUGAUAGUCCAACUACCUUCCUCUCAAAAGAAUAAAUAAGCAGAACAAAUAUUGUUUAAGACAUCAAGCAUACCAUAAUCUUUCCACUAUUCUGAAGUGCACUGAAGUACAAAAAAACAUAUUACAGUGGCUGAUAGUACAUGCAUCAUGAGUUCACUUCAACAUGUUUAAACAUCCUUCUCAAAUAUUAUUAAAAAAACGAAAGAAAGGGGGAAAAAAAGAGGUUCUUACGUUGAAGGGAUUACAAAAUACCACUUC
This is a messenger RNA of Oryza sativa Japonica Group (Japanese rice), 2193 nucleotides long. Its product is annotated as type III polyketide synthase A. Gene Ontology annotation, molecular function: acyltransferase activity, transferring groups other than amino-acyl groups. Gene Ontology annotation, biological process: polyketide biosynthetic process. The record is from RefSeq and is a predicted model, not a curated record. NCBI's taxonomy places the organism in Eukaryota, Viridiplantae, Streptophyta, Magnoliopsida, Poales, Poaceae.